Messenger RNA from Chinchilla lanigera (long-tailed chinchilla), 2116 nucleotides. RefSeq names its product small nuclear RNA activating complex, polypeptide 3, 50kDa (gene Snapc3). Gene Ontology annotation, cellular component: snRNA-activating protein complex. Gene Ontology annotation, biological process: snRNA transcription by RNA polymerase II; snRNA transcription by RNA polymerase III. Gene Ontology annotation, molecular function: RNA polymerase III type 3 promoter sequence-specific DNA binding; bent DNA binding; core promoter sequence-specific DNA binding. The record is from RefSeq and is a predicted model, not a curated record. NCBI's taxonomy places the organism in Eukaryota, Metazoa, Chordata, Mammalia, Rodentia, Chinchillidae.
CCUGGCUUUCGCUGCGGACGGAGUGCGGCGAACAUGGCUGCAGACAGUCGCGGCGGCGCGGCGUGCAGCCGGGCUGGCGGCCCGCAGGACCUGGCCCGGGGCGCCGGCCGCUGCCCCUUCCCGGAGUACGAGCUUCCCGAGCUGAGCACUUGCGUGCGUUGACAAACUGAAAUGCCUUGAGGAAGGUGAAGACCCAGAAGUCAUCCCAGAGGAUACUGAACUGGUGACUUUGAGGGCUAGAAAAAGUUUCUUGGAACAUCGUGAAGAAACCAUAACAAUAGAUCGUGCCUGCAGACAAGAAACAUUUGCGUAUGAGAUGGAGUCACAUGCACUGGGGAAAAAGCCUGAAAAUCCAGUAGACAUGAUUGAAGAGGGGGAGCUUAUCCUGUCUGUGAAUAUCUUGUACCCCAUUAUAUUUCAUAAGCAUAAAGAACAUAAACCAUUCCAGACGAUGCUGGUUUUGGGGAGGCAGAAGCUCACAGAGCUGAGGGAUGCCAUUUGCUGUGUCAGCGACCUCCAGAUCGGUGGUGAAUUCAGCAACACUCCUGACCAAGCUCCCGAGCACAUCAGCAAAGACCUAUACAAAUCUGCCUUCUUUUAUUUUGAAGGAACAUUUUACAAUGAUAAAAGAUACCCAGAGUGCAGAGAUUUGAGCAGAACUAUCAUUGAGUGGUCAGAGUCUCACGAUAGAGGCUAUGGAAAGUUUCAGACAGCUAGAAUGGAAGAUUUCACCUUCAAUGACCUGAACAUUAAACUGGGUUUUCCUUAUUUGUACUGUCACCAGGGAGACUGUGAACAUGUUGUUGUCAUUACAGACAUAAGGCUUGUGCAUCAUGAUGACUGCUUGGAUAGAACACUUUAUCCUCUUCUCACCAAGAAACACUGGCUGUGGACCAGAAAAUGCUUUGUUUGUAAAAUGUAUACAGCUAGAUGGGUGACGAACAAUGACAGUUUUGCACCAGAGGACCCAUGUUUCUUUUGUGACGUUUGCUUCCGAAUGCUCCAUUAUGAUUCAGAAGGCAACAAACUAGGGGAAUUCCUUGCUUAUCCUUAUGUUGAUCCUGGAACCUUUAAUUAAAAAAAGGUCCAAUGAUUCAUAAGUAUUUUAAAUUCUAUAGUAUUUAUUCAUUUAUUUUUACUUGCUUUUUACUCAUUUUAAGUGGGUUAACCCACUUAAUGAAAUAUAGAAGUCGUUUUAUAUAUUGAUUCUGAUUCUAUAUCUUAAGUGAUUUUUGCUAAUGACAGAAUUCAAUUCAUGACAUCACGUGGUGGUAAAAGUUUUGAAAAUAUGUUUGAAGAAUGAGAACUACACCUACCAGGACGUUUCCAAGGUAAAAGAUUCUUCAAAUGGCGGUAGUAAAAAGUUAGGGAGAAUACAUAAACAAGACAAAAUAAUUUCAUAAGUAAUGUAAGAUAGCUGUUGUAUAAUUUAAUUGCAUAGUGAAGAUCUUUCAUGAUUUAGGUUUUGGUUUGAUAGAAAGUAGGCAUACAAGACAUUCUUAAUGUAGGAAGACCUUAAGUAUAGACCCCUACUGCCAUUCACCAAAGUAUUACUUAACAUGAAGCCUCACUUGACCAACUUUUUAUGUAUCACAUGUACCAAAUUUAAAAUGUCAAUAUAGUAUGAUUAAAAGAAAACCUCUGGGUCACUUAUUUCUGGGGCAUUAAACUGUUGAGUAUGUAACAUUAUUCUGUAAGCACAGAAGGAAGUGCUCUUCGCUGGCCCGGCUCCUCUGUUCUUCCAGUCCUUUUACCAUAAUUCUAGUUACACUCUUCUGAGCCAGAGAAAAACGAAACUUUUAAUUUUUAGUACAUUUCCUUAUGGAAAUACUUUCAGGAAACCUUACUUGAUACUGUAAUGCUGUUUAAUUUGGGGGGCAGGGUGUUGCUCUGUAGUUGAGCACCUUGAAGUUACAGUAGUCCUCUUUCUCCGUCUUGCAAGUGCUGGGAUUUCAGGUGCGCAUCAUGCCUGGCUGUUUGUUUUUAAGCAUGCUAUAAAAUAUAUUUAAAGUUUCAUUCUCUCUCCUAGGUUAUUUUUGAAAUUCAACUGAAUUCCAUAUUUCUCUGGAUGGCUAAGAACACUUACCAUAUAAAUAAAAACUCAUGAAGCCUGUAA